AGAACAUUGAAUAGAACAGCAAUAGCGUCCCUUGCAUGUUCUAUGAUGGAGCUUCGAAGCUACCUACUCGAGUAUCUGGUAACGUGGAAGAGAAGGAGCUUCCGUAGCUCUUUUUCAUCUCCCAUGUAUUCUCAUGGUUGAUUCGCUCUAGAUUCGUUCUAGAUUUAUUCCAUAUAGAAUGAACAACCCACGAACGUGGAACUUGUCAAUUCACGGUAUCCCGCUACUAUGAAAGAACUAUAAGACGCCAACGCUAUUAUGUUCGCUAGAGAUUUCGCGCAAGAUGCCCAAAGCCGCAGCAUCAUCUCCAAGAUUGAGGGUAUCUUGGAAGAUAUCAUCGACGCGCUUAGCGAGAAUCGAGUGCUUGCCAUUCCUUUGCGUAGUCGCCGGUCGGGGAAUGAGAACCUAGUCCGAUUUCCAGCAAACACAGGUGCAGAGGUAAAGAGAUUUAGUAGGCCAAUCUACCAUCAUCAUACCUUCCUAUAGAUUUUAAAUUCGCUUACAAUAUUGCUUCCUAUUCUCAAGCGUGUCUUCUUCAGAUCCUUCAUAUGUGCCACGAGGCAUUGAUCUCCGACCGUGUCAUUACAAAGAGAAACAUAUACUAUCAAGACCCGGAUCUUUUCGGUAGCCAACAAUAUGUAGAUAACUUGGUCGAUGAUGUCGCCUUUACAUUCAGAGUUGGUAGAGACGCGUUGAAUAUUGUUGCCGCCUACAAAGGCCUUGUCGCAGGAAACGCCACUAUCGCAUUAAAGAGUAACUCUCUAUUAAAUUGCAGUUCUGACAACAAUGGUAUAUUGAUUCCACACGUCGAGACAAUCCGUGAAGUUGAUGUUGGCGAAAUAAAAUGGAUCAUGGUCAUUGAGAAGGAGGCUACCUUUCGAGGGCUGGCUGCAUCUCGAUAUUAUAGAUCAUCAGCCGCUGGGACAGGACUUCUUAUCACAGGCAAGGGGUAUCCAGAUCUCAUCACACGACAGUUUCUUCGUUUUCUUCACUCGGCCUAUUCCCGAAUACCUAUCUAUGCACUUGUGGACUUUGAUCCUAGUGGCAUUGACAUUAUGCUCACGUACAAAUGUGGGAGUCGUAGCCUCAGCCACGAAGAGAAUAUUACAACACCCGGGCUUUCGUGGCUUGGUCCCAAGGGCUGUGACAUUCUAGGCCACACCGGUCAUCGCCAUUCAAUAGGGAACCCCCCAUAUACGCACCAAUCAUUCGGCGUCAGUCCUCCGUCUAGCCAAGAGUCGUCAACGCCACUAGCAUUUUCGCGCAUGCCACCAGCAAGUCCGGUUGAAAUCUUCUCCAACCUUACUACGUUGGAUCGACGAAAGGCAAUAACACUCUUAAGUAGAUUUACCAAGGCAAAUGAUGAGGAUACGGGUAGAGAUAUGGAUGAGAAUGAACUAAUAUGCGAAUUGCAGCUAAUGUUAAUGUUAAACCUCAAGGCUGAGAUUCAAGCGGUAGAUGAUCAUGGGGACUUGACUGGCUGGUUGGACGAAAAGCUCGCAGGCGGAUAAUAGGUACUAAAUGAACUGGUG
Messenger RNA from Annulohypoxylon maeteangense, 1532 nucleotides. RefSeq names its product DNA topoisomerase IV, alpha subunit. Gene Ontology annotation, cellular component: nuclear chromosome. The transcript has 6 exons. Lineage: Eukaryota; Fungi; Ascomycota; Sordariomycetes; Xylariales; Hypoxylaceae. Gene Ontology annotation, molecular function: DNA binding; ATP binding; DNA topoisomerase type II (double strand cut, ATP-hydrolyzing) activity. The record is from RefSeq and is a predicted model, not a curated record. Bases 549 to 1511 code for a protein of 320 amino acids. Gene Ontology annotation, biological process: meiotic DNA double-strand break formation; meiotic DNA double-strand break processing; reciprocal meiotic recombination.